Diospyros lotus (date-plum) is the source of this 1637-nucleotide messenger RNA. RefSeq names its product leucine-rich repeat receptor-like serine/threonine-protein kinase SKM1. The transcript has a single exon. NCBI's taxonomy places the organism in Eukaryota, Viridiplantae, Streptophyta, Magnoliopsida, Ericales, Ebenaceae. The record is from RefSeq and is a predicted model, not a curated record. The coding region runs from base 54 to 1514 and encodes 486 amino acids. Gene Ontology annotation, molecular function: protein binding.
UAAAUACCCUCUCCCCUUCACUCAUUAAAGAAACAAUCCAGACAUCAUUAAUUAUGUCUUCGUCUCUACCACCUCGUCGUCUUCUUCCGCAGCUCCUACUCCUAUCCUUACUCUGCUCCCUCUGGUGUCGCUCUGUCACUGCAGCUUCAUGCCACAAGGACGAUGAGGCGGGUUUGCUGAGUUUCAAGUCUGCCAUUACGGCGGACCCCUCGGGAAUGCUCGCAUCCUGGAGAUCCGGCACCGACUGCUGCGCCUGGUCCGGCGUCGCCUGCGGCGAGAACAAACGGGUCACCACCCUCCAGCUUUACGGGCAACCCGACAAGCCCAAUGGCUUCUUGUCGGGUACACUCUCCCCGUCUCUCUCGAAACUCCAUUACCUGGUUGGAAUUUACCUCUUUAAUCUCCGGAAUGUUUCGGGUCCUUUCCCGGAACCGCUUCUCGGCCUGCCAAAUCUCCAGUUCAUCUAUAUCGAAAAUAAUAAGCUCUCUGGUCCGAUACCCAUAAAUAUUGGUUCCAUGACCCAACUUUAUGCGCUUAGCUUUGCUGGGAACCGGUUUUCUGGCCCGAUACCGGGUUCGAUAUCCAGCUUGACUGGGUUGAGUCAGCUCAAACUUGCCGGCAAUCUUCUCACCGGGACGGUGCCGGUCGGUAUAAAGCAGCUCAAGAACCUCACCUUCCUGGAUUUGCAGCGGAACCGACUCACCGGCGCCAUACCCGACUUCUUCACAUCGUUCCAGGAGCUCAGAAUUCUUAGGCUUUCUCACAACAAAUUUUCCGCGAAUAUUCCGGCAUCAAUUUCGGCGCUUGCGCCGCUUCUCAUUUAUCUGGAACUGGGUCACAAUGCUCUGACGGGACAAAUCCCUGCUUUUCUGGGAAGUUUCCACGCACUAGACACACUGGAUCUUUCAUGGAAUCGCUUAUCAGGAACCGUGCCCAAGAGCUUCGCAAAUCUGACCAAAAUCUUCAAUCUCGAUCUCUCUCAUAACGCACUCGUCGACCCAUUUCCGGUGAUGAACGUGAAAGGGAUCGAAUCGCUCGACCUUUCAUACAACCGAUUCCACUUGGGGAAAAUUCCUAAAUGGGUUACUUCUUCUACGAUAAUAUACUCUCUCAAGCUAGCAGGGUGUGGGAUCAAGAUAAAGCUAGACGAUUGGAAUCCAACGGAGACGUAUUUCUACGACUACAUCGAUCUUUCCGACAAUGAAAUAUGGGGCAGUCCGGUUAAGCUGCUGAACCGAACAGAGUACUUGGUCGGUUUCUGGGCGGCCGGUAACCGGCUACGUUUCGAUAUGGGGAGCCUGAAAUUUGCGGGGACCUUGAAGAAGUUGGAUUUGUCGCGAAAUCAGGUGAUGGGGAAGCUGCCGGCGGCCAUCUCUGGGCUUGAGACGUUGAACGUUAGCCACAACCAUUUGUGCGGUCAAAUACCGGCGGCGGCGGGGGCGAAAUUCCCGGCGAGUGCAUUUGCUGGGAACGAUUGCCUCUGCGGUGCUCCGUUACCACCCUGCAAAAUGUAGCUUAACCUUGCGCUACAGCCUACAGGGAGACGAAGUUGUGUGUUUAGAGAUGAGAUGCUUUCAUAAAGACAGAGCAUGCAACUUCCAGAAUAAUAAUAAGAACACGAAGGUUUCUUUGUUUCA